Messenger RNA from Chaetomium strumarium, 1212 nucleotides. RefSeq names its product AIG2-like family-domain-containing protein. The transcript is spliced from 5 exons. The coding region runs from base 465 to 1076 and encodes 203 amino acids. The record is from RefSeq and is a predicted model, not a curated record. NCBI's taxonomy places the organism in Eukaryota, Fungi, Ascomycota, Sordariomycetes, Sordariales, Chaetomiaceae.
UCUAGGGAUGUAUAUAAAGUCUAAACCUUUUCAUAGAUGUUCUCAGCAGUCGCCCUUUCUUGCGACUGGACUUCCAAGACAAAGGAUAAGCAUGAAACUCGGCGGUCUGCUAAAGGGCCAACACCCGCUGUGCCCUCCAUCUCCGAUGUCGUCCGUGUUGCAUCUCCGGACCUACCUGGCUAGGCACCUAAAUCGCUUGGCAGUCGCCGCAUAUCAAACAUAAAGUGAGGUUUUUGCCCACGAUAAGAGUCAUAAGACUCAUUUCAAGUUCAGUCUGUCACGGUAGGGAAUCAGACGUACAUUUUACUGUCCUGACUCAGCUUGCCCUUCGCAUAGGUACAAUACAUAAAGUCAUAAACACAGCACACCCUUUCAGGCGUUUAACAACGAGGCCCAUCGUCCCCGCUCUACUAUCUCGCUCCUCGACACGGCAGUUGCACGCGCUCACAACACGGCAUACAAAAAUGGCCAGCCAGAACGGCGCAAGGAGCGCAAAAAGUGAUGAGCGCACUUAUUGCGCUUUUUUCUACGGUACAUUGAUGGUGCCCGAGGUCUUCUACUCUGUCUGCUAUCUUGACAAGAACCCGCCCAAAGCCAUCACCAAGCUCCACACCUUCCACCCAGCCAUCCUUCCUGGCUACUGCCGGCGCCGGGUGAAGUAUGCCGACUAUCCGGGCAUUGUCGCGGACAAUGGCCAUCAGGUCUUUGGGACCUACGCCACGGGGCUCACGAGGGCGAACAUGGCGAAGCUGGACUUCUUCGAGGGGCGUCAGUACGAGCGCAGGACGGUUACCGUCACAGUGCUGCCAGGACAGCCGGGGAAUCCGAAGGGACAAGCAAACAUCCAGGGCAAAGAGGAGAAGGCGGAGGUCUAUGUGUUCUUGGACCCGCGCGAGCUCGAAGAAGAGGAGUGGGAUCUGGAAGAGUUCCGCCGCGAGAAACUGCGCUUCUGGACGCGCGGGGGUCAUGCGUUUGAGGAUUGCGACCCAACCGACACCGCGGCAGUUGCCGGCGCAGAAUCCGACGCUGAGGCCGGUGCAGAGAGGGCCGAUUCGUCCAUCGCCCAAGCGAACUAAAUUCUAGUAAUAUCUUUCGGGUUGGAUUACCAGUAGGCAGCGGUGCCGUAGGAUCAUUCCAGACCAAGCUACGAGUCCGAGGUAGCUCAGAACCAAGGCUGCCUUACAUCAAUAUCAAGCUAUCAAUACCCUUACC